Amoebophrya sp. A120 is the source of this 239-nucleotide messenger RNA. The record is from the annotation of a GenBank genome assembly. NCBI's taxonomy places the organism in Eukaryota, Dinophyceae, Syndiniales, Amoebophryaceae.
CGAAGUAGAAGUUUGUUAUUUUUGUUUCGGUUGUCUGCGGUUGCGCGUGCAAUUAAUCACGAGUGCCUCGUUAGUGAUGAGUGCGGUGUCGCAACCAGGAAGCCAACGGUCCCCCGGUGUGGCGAGCGGCCAGGCAUGUCCUUCCGGGGAGGACUACGACAAAGAAGAUAGUCUUGCUGGGUCUCAGCGUGGGGGACCCAUAUUGAGGCGUCCACACACGACAGGACCGCCGCCUUCGG